This is a messenger RNA of Apus apus (common swift), 2463 nucleotides long. It is a transcript of the gene HINFP, whose product is annotated as histone H4 transcription factor. The record is from RefSeq and is a predicted model, not a curated record. Gene Ontology annotation, biological process: regulation of transcription by RNA polymerase II; anatomical structure development. The coding region runs from base 54 to 1673 and encodes 539 amino acids. The transcript is spliced from 9 exons. Gene Ontology annotation, molecular function: RNA polymerase II cis-regulatory region sequence-specific DNA binding; DNA-binding transcription factor activity, RNA polymerase II-specific. NCBI's taxonomy places the organism in Eukaryota, Metazoa, Chordata, Aves, Apodiformes, Apodidae.
CGGGGAGCGGGGAGCGGGGCGCGGAGCCCGGCCCGGCCCGGCCCGGCCCGGCCAUGCCCCCCCCCGGCAGCGGGCAGGCCCUGGCGCUGCGCUGCGAGUGGGAGCGCUGCUGCUACGUGGCCUCGGGGAUGGAGGAGUUCUGCCGGCACGUCGGGCAGCACCUGCAGCGGCCCCGCGGCCCGCCCGACCCGCUGGAGGAGUACACCUGCCUGUGGCAGGAGUGUGGCUUCUGCUCCCCGGAGAGCUCAGCCGACCUCACCCGCCACGUCUACUUCCACUGCUACCACACCAAGCUGAAGCAGUGGGGGCUGCGGGCCCUGCAGAGCCAGUCUGACCUCAGCCACUGCCAGCUGGACUUCCAGAGCAGGAAUAUCAUCCCUGAGAUCCAGGAGAACUUCCUGUGUCUGUGGGAGUACUGUGAGAGAUCCUUUGAUAACCCCGAGUGGUUCUAUCGGCACGUGGAGGAUCACAGCUUCUGCUCGGAGUACAAGGCAGCAGGGAAGGAGAACCAUGUGGUGCUGUGUGGCUGGAAAGACUGUGACUGCAGCUUCAAGGGGCGCUGCAAACUGCGGGAGCACCUGCGCAGCCACACGCAGGAGAAGGUGGUGGCCUGUCCCACCUGUGGGGGGAUGUUUGCCAACAACACCAAGUUCUUCGACCACAUCCGCCGUCAGACCGCGCUGGAACAGCAGAGGUUCCAGUGCUCCCACUGCUCCAAGAGGUUUGCCACCGAGAGGCUGCUCCGGGACCAUAUGAGGAACCACGUGAACCACUACAAGUGUCCCCUGUGUGACAUGACCUGCCCCCUGCCCUCCUCCCUCCGCAAUCACAUCCGUUUUCGGCACAGUGAGGAGCGCCCGUUCAAGUGUGACUACUGUGACUACAGCUGCAAGAAUCUCAUCGACUUGAGGAAGCACCUGGACACGCACAGCAAGGAGCCCGCCUAUCGCUGCGAGUUUGAGUCUUGCAGCUUCACUGCACGUUCCCUCUGCUCCAUCAAGCUCCACUACCGGAAAGUCCACGAGGGUGACUCGGAGCCCCGGUACAAGUGCCACGUCUGUGACAAGUGCUUCACACGUGGGAACAACCUCACUGUCCACCUCAGGAAGAAACACCAGUUCAAGUGGCCCUCAGGGCAUCCUCGCUUCAGGUACAAGGAACACGAAGAUGGCUACAUGAGGCUGCAGCUGGUGCGUUACGAGAGCGUGGAGCUGACAGAGCAGCUGCUGAAGGACAGGGAGAAGCAGGGAGAGGCACUGGAGGGCCCCACCGAGUGUGUGGUGCUGUCUGAAGGUGAGGGCAACCUGCAGGGCAUCAUCCUGGAGGCCCCAGCAGAUGCUGCCCUGGUGGAGAACAGCACUGCAGAGCUGCAGGAGGCCCCGCUGUGCCCAACAGCUUGUUCUGCUGCCCACCCUGAGCCAGCAGGGCCAGGCGCCUUCCCAGGAGCCUCCCUGUCAUCCCAGCAGGAAUCCAGCUCCCCAGCCAACCCCAUCAUCCGUGUGGUGAACAGGACCAAUGAGCAGGGGGAGAGUGAGACUGUGUACUAUGUGAUGGCCAGCACCUCCUCAGAGGAGCAGGGGGCAGCAGCCAGUGGGCUGGCCAUGGAGCUGGAGGAGAACGUCAUGGACCGUCUGCAGAAGACAGCUGAGGAGCUGGGCAUCCAGAUCGUGUGAGGUGCUCACCUGCCUCUGCAGGUGGAGAGCUUGGGCCUCUGUGGGGUUUUGCUGGUGGAGGAGGUUGGGAAGUGCUUGGAGGAGAGGACUGAGCUUGUCUUCACCUCCCUGCAGGUGGCCAGCUUCCCUCUGCUGCCCCAGCCUCCCUGCCUGUGGGUCUGGGCAGCAUGGGGAGAGGGGAAGGACAGGUUUGUCUCCGUUGUGGAGCAAGUGAGCUGAGCUGGAACGAGCUGUCUGUCUCCUUUUUUGGGGAUUAGGGACUAGCAAGCCUCUCCCACCAUUCCAGGAGGUUUGGCCUUAGGCUGACACAGGCCUUCCUGUCUUGGUCACUCUGAGGCUGUGGUCCCUGCUGCUGUGCAGCUAAGUUCUCAGCCUGGUCCUCAGCUGGACUCUCCCCAGGCAGGGUGGUGUGCUGAGCAGACACUGUUGCUGAAGGCUCUUCCCUGGGGAGAUGUGUGGACCAUAGCAGGCCCCUUCACCCCCUUCCAUACGUCCAAGGGAUGGGGUGUUCCACCUCUGCCUUCACCAGCACUUCCAUGCACAUCCUCCUCCCUAGAUCAUUCAGCUGGUGCUGUUGGUGGUGGGGGCACGAUUGCUCCCAUCACAUUGCACUGGUCUCUGGGAGGAGAGGGCUUAGGGGUCCUGCCAAACUGGGGGAUUGGGAGCUUCUCACUGCUUUUGUCCUUCCCUGGGUUUCCUUCCCACAUUGGGGCUUGGGGUCCUGGCUGAGCAAGGUGUACUUUGGCAAGACAAAUAAAAGUCAGGCUGCCAGGCCAACCAGUGUCUGCUG